Acanthosepion pharaonis is the source of this 711-nucleotide messenger RNA. NCBI's taxonomy places the organism in Eukaryota, Metazoa, Mollusca, Cephalopoda, Sepiida, Sepiidae. The record is from the annotation of a GenBank genome assembly.
AUGCUUCUGGAUCCGGCCAUCAACUUAGUAUUCCAACACAUGGCCAAAGAAAUGGAAGAGUGCAAGGAGAGACAGAAACAGACACAAAAUGAACUGAGUGCAUGGAAGUUCACAGCCGACAGUCAAACUGGGAAACGGCUAAUGGCAAAAUGCCGAAUGUUACUGCAAGAAAAUGAAGAUCUUGGGAAACUGAUAGCAUCUGGAAGAACUGCAAAAUUAGAAGGAGAAAUUGCCCUGGAAAAAACUCUUGUGCAAGAAAUGAAAAAGAACCAAGCUGAUUUGGAUGAAUUCUUAGCUGAAAUAGAUGAAGAUGUCGAGGGCAUGCAGAGUAUGAUGUAUCUCCUCCAACAACAGUUAAAAGAGUCAAAAGAACAAAUUGCUCAACUGAAAGAAGAGAACAAACAGUUAAAGGUGUCAGUGAGUAAACUUAGUCCUCCAGAAGCAGCUGCUACAAAUUAUCAGCCGAAAUUGUUUAGGCAGAUAUUUUCCUACUCUCUCUCUCUCUCUCUCUCUCUGACUUUCCGACCCAAACGAGGUCCUGGGGUUCAUAUGGACCGCCAGUGCGUAAUGCGCCAGGAAAUCCGCGCCGAGGAUAGGUAUCUUCACGUUGGCCACGGUGAAUGUCCAAGUGAAAUCACGUCGCAUGCCGAUAUUCAGAGUGAGGGUCCUUUCUCCGUACGUGUCUAUCGCGGAACCAUUCGCAGCUCGUAG